CCGUUGUCGUCCGACUCGACGAUGACCCCGGUCCGUUGUCGAGUUCGACUCGACAAUGGCCAUACGACUUGGCGCUGGUCCACCGUCGAGUUCGACUCGAUUGCCUGGGUUCAUCGUCGAGUCGGACUUGACAGUGGCCGGAGGCUUUGGCGCUUGCCGACCGUCGUGUUCGACUCGACGACGCCCCAUUGUCGAGUCGGACUUGACAAUGGCCCGUGGCUUUGGCGAUUGCCGGCCGUCGUGUUGGACUCGUUGGCCCCCUGCUGGCCACUGUCGACUUCGACUCGACGACGCCCUACUGUCCCACCGUCGAGUUCGACACAACGGCGACGGGCUGGACAUUGUCGAGUCCGACUCGACAAAGGGCAGAGGCGUUGGAGCUGGCCGGCUGUCGACUUCGACUCGACAAUGGCCAGCCGGCCGUCGUCGAGACGAGCUCUACGAACUCGACCGUCGGCAAGCGCCAAGGCCUCUGGCCAUCUGUCUGAGCUUUGUCGAUUGUUCGUCAUCGACCUUGUCGCGACGAACAGGACGAUGGAUAGCCGCCGAUGGAAUUUUUCAUUCGGCAGCGCUGCAAAACAUGGAAGGAGAGGGGAAGGCAAGUAAACGACGAGCAAGUAAGAAUUUCGGGAGCAUGGAACAAUCUCCGAAAAAAUCGAAGGGGACGCCGUCCGCUGGGGUUGGGAGUCAGGAGGCACCGGGGUCUAAGCGGCAAUGCACCCCGGUUUCGAGGGGUGCACCUUCCACGGGCACUCCGUCGACUCGUGUUCGGGGCUCUGGACCGGAUAAGGCUGUGUUGAUGACUGGCGGGCCUGCGGGUCAGGAACGUGCGCCUGGUCCUCAGCAGGGGAGAUCUGCAGUGGAGGUUGUGCCCGGACGUAAACCGUCUGGAGAACGUAAAUCGUCUGGCGAACGUAAACCGUCUGGUGAAACGACUACCGCGGGUUGGCGAGACGAUGUGCCCGUGAUUUACCACAAGGACAAGUUCUGGAUGCUGGACUGGGUGGGGGAGACCGGACAACCAUCAAGUGGCUUUGUUCUAUACGUGGUCAUCAAAGAAAAUAUUGUGUCGGUUGGCGGCCUGGUGAGAGAGCCGGUUGUGCAUCCAGAGGACCGCAUAUCAGAGCCUAGAUGCGUGCUUUCGAAAACCGUGAAGACAGGGCCUUCGAUCACGAUCCGCGAUACGCCGCUUGGUUCGAAAGCUGGGCAGAUCGGAGAGAAGGGUCCGUGCCGCGGACUGGUCGUACCGUCAGCCCCUAUGAAGACCAGGCCAACGGCGACCAAAGCACCAGUUGCCUUGGGCAGCCGAUCGCGCUAUGAUGUGGCCACCAAGGGACAUCUCCCCUUGGUGGGCCAGCAGCGCUAUGACUACACUGUGCCAAGCCGCGCAGAGGAAGCCCAUGAGUAUUUUGAGGAUGAAGAUGAAGAGAACAGCGAUGAAUAUUCGGAACGAGCAGGAGGACAUGAACAAUAUGCUGCGGGUGUCAGCGGCAUGACGAGGCAUCCAGGAGAGACAAGUAAAGUGGUUGGACAGGAUGAAGACAGUGAGCACACUAUAAGUGAAUUGGGUGGGGAGGUUGGUCUGGCAGGAGGAUAUGGGAGCAGCUACGAAGGAUGUGAGGGGGAUGUGCACGCGACAAUGGCUGUGGCUGGGCAUACAGAUGCUGCAGGGCUCACUGAGCGAAAGAGGAAGCACAGGCAGGAGAGGAAAAGUCUUAUGGAUAGUAAGCGGAGUAGGCAAGAAGCGGGUGAAAAAAGACAAUUGAAAGUAAUGCCCGUGGAUGAGGCAGUCCAGCGAACACGGGAGACUGAGGCAGCCGCGAAGAAAAAGCAGCAGCCAAAGAAAAGAAAGGCAAAAGGUGGUGUCAUGGAAAAGACUUCCAUUUUUCCAGCGGAACAACCACAGUCGGAUGAAGAGGCCAAAGGCAAGACAGUUACUAGGCCGCCAAGUUUGCGAAAUGUGCCAUCAGUUACUUCUUCUGGUGUUCUCAGCAAAGGCUUCUUCCUUGAGUUGGACAAGCGUGGGAACCAAUGUCCAGACAUGGAAUUCAUUUAUGUCCAGUUCGACAUAAUUAUGGAUAUCCCCGACGGGGAAUUCAGAUACAAUCAACGCUAUCUUGUGCAGCAGACGGUUGACGACAUUUAUGACGCAAUGGUUGCAUCGGGUGAGGCUGCUAUGAGAGAGAGAAUGAUUGGAGCUGCCGGUGUGAAUGUUUGUACAUUGGAGGAUUGUGAGAGCAGGAGGGUGCUACCCGAUGAUUUCGACCUCGAAUAUGUGAACAAGUACUACUACUACCCUCUUAGCGGUCAGCAUAACGUGGCGGCGGCAAGAAGGUGUUUUGUUGAACGCCCUGACAUCGCACAAGAGCUCCGAUUGGAUCGCUGGACUGCGAGGCCUGUUUAUUAUCCGGAUAAGAGCAUGGACAAUUACGGCACGUUGAGCACUUUCCAGAACGCCAAGGACAAAUGGAAUACCCCACCGCACCAGAUCAUGGUCAUCCAGAACAUACGGAAGUUGUGGCACGAGUCGAACUGUCCUGAAGCUAAAGGCGGCUCAGCGGCAGAAGUGAAAAAUGAAGAGUAUAGAAAGUUUGCAGGAGAGGCUCUUCGUUUGACCGAGAUUCGUAAUUUGAUUGACAUGUCCCUUACUACUCAAUGGAGCGGUCAGUGGUCUAACGCCCUCGGGCCCUACAUGUUGUUGGCAAGGGCGACAGAUGACAUUUUCGAAAAGGUGAAACAAGUGUACGCCGCUUGGGAAACUGGACAAUUGCCGGGGAGAGAUGCUGUGAAGCCUGCUACCAAACAAGGUGAAUCAGGGAAGGCACCGAGGGCUGGACUUGGAUUUGAGUUGAAAGGUGGAGUUAGGUAUCCGGUUCACUGGGUUCAGGGUACCAAAGGACCUGGUUACCUCGUGGCUGUGCACGAUCCGGAUAUCAGAGCGUGGAAGCCUUUUUCAGCGCUUGGGAGGCGUGAGCGGUUGCAACUGUUGCGAGACAUUCUCACAGGCAGUGUAAUACUGACUCCUAAGCAAAGUGGAGCUGCUCAACCAAGCACUCCAGCUGCAGAUCGAUCAUCUGACAAGCAGGUGGGUAACGUAUCAGCACUUGUGCGCAGAGAGAGAAGACCAAAGAUGUUGGUUAAUGUCGUGGAGAAGAACUUCACGCCCACGAAGUUGAAAAUGGCAGGAAUGGAGCCAAGGGAGAAAUUUGCGUAUGAAGGUAUGGAAACGGAACCAAAUGCGAUGGUGGAGACAUUGGAGCAUUUUUGUCCUGCGGAUGAGGCGGUUGUUUUCCUGGGAAAAGGUCAUGCGGUGUUGAUUUGGGAGUUGUUAAAGAGUCACCGUCAUUGCAUUGUUCUGGAAGGGGAGGGUAUAAAGUUCGAGUUUCUCGUUCAAUUCGUCACCAAGAUGGUCAAGAGUGGACUUUACUUUGCCAACUUUGCUAAGCCGCCUCCUCGACAUGAUGAAAAGCGUGAUCUCAUCUACAAAAUCGUCCAAAACAGCGUCAACAUUUGGGAGUUCCUUUUCGAGAAUAAGCCACAAAACAAAGGGGAACGUGCAUAUGUCGUCAGAAGGCGAAAAAUGGAAUCACUUCUGAGGGGGUAUCAUAAGGCACCGGAGGAGACGGAAGUUGCAUUUCUAGACCAUUUGGAGAUGAUGUACUUCGACGAACAAAUCGGGGCGUUUACAAUCGCAGCUUAUGCAACUUGUUUUGGGGAAGGCUUCGAUGCUGAGGACUCAGAGGAAGAAAGUGAAGAUGGUACUUUGCAAGCGGCUUUGGCAGAUGAGAGGCAAAAAGCUUGUAACUCGGUUUCGUAGAAGAUGGGUGCGCCGGGCACAUUGUCCGGUUCUGGGGGGGCUUCGAGUAUGGCAGUUACAACGG
Messenger RNA from Chara braunii, 3881 nucleotides. The record is from the annotation of a GenBank genome assembly. Lineage: Eukaryota; Viridiplantae; Streptophyta; Charophyceae; Charales; Characeae.